AGUCCCGUGGGCCUUCUCUCAGCAGUGUACCACUCCCUCCGCCUUGGCUCCUCGUCUCCCUGAGAUUGACUUACUUGCAAGGCAAGGGGAGACAGGGGUCUCCCGUCACUGGUUCGCUCCCCCACAUGGCCACAAGCGGGUUGGGCAGAGCGGAAGCCCGGAUCCAGGUUGCAUCGGCCCCCACGUGGGUGGCAGGGGCCCAGGCGCCCCCAGGCACCUCAGCAGGAGGGACUGCGCUCGGGCUGCCGUGGGCUGUGGGUGUCCCAGGCGGGCUGCUGCACCUGCUGUGCCGCGACGCCUGCCCGUCGUGUCUCAGCUCUGCCCAGGCCUGCUCCGCCCCUGCCUGAGCGCAGGAGACCGGAGAAUCGUGGUGGAAACCGAAGCGCGAGGAGUCAGCGUCACCUCUGAGAGUAAAAGCAGUUCUCUGCUGUCGCCUCUCUCCGUGUCUGCUGCUCCCCUUCCUGUCAGUCUUCCCCCACCGAGGUACCCCUCCCUGACCCAGGCCGCUUCCUGUCCCGUCGUCCUUGGAGGCCCUAGUGGACUGUGCCCACCAGGGGACUUGCUCCCCGGAUUACCUCAGAUGCCCUGCGCUUAAGGAGAAAAUUAAAUCCUUAUGCCAACGCACUGUUUGCACAGUGGAGGGAAAAAAGUGCCACAGGGAUGGAUGAAACUAUUGCUGAGUUUAUCAGGAGGACCAUCUUGAAAAUCCCCAUGUCUGAAAUGAUGACAGUCCUCGAAGCCUGGAAUUUUUUGUCUGAAAGUCAACUGCAGACGUUAAACUUGCGGCAGAGAAAGGACUCUCUUGCUCAAAGUGUGGUUCUGCUGUGUGAGGAGAAGUGUGCCAGUCUCAGCGAUGCAGCCCUUCUAGACAUCGUUUGUACUCAAGUUCAUCGGCACCAGAAAAUCUGGGAUGUUUAUCAGAUGAGUAAAGGACCAGGUGAAGACCUCGACCUGUUUGAUAUAGAACAGUUCAAAAGUUCAUUUAAGAAAAUUCUUCAGAGAGCACUAAGAAAUGUGACGGUCAGCUUCAGAGAUGCCGAGGAGAAUGCAGUCUGGAUCCGAAUUGCCUGGGGAACGCAGUACACUAAGCCAAACCAGUACAAGCCUACUUACGUGGUGUACUACUCCCACACUCCCUAUGCCUUCACUUCUUCCUCCAGGCUCAAGAGCAAUAUCCCCCUGCUGGGUCAGGCCCUGACAGUCGCUAGCAAACACCAUCAGAUUGUGAAGAUGGACCUGAGAAGCAGAUACCUAGACUCUCUGAAGGCUAUUGUUUUCAAGCAGUAUAAUCAGAACUUUGAAAUCCACAACCCUACAGCACCUCUACAGGAAAGGAGCGUUGGGCUGGACAUAAACACAGAUUCAAGGAUCAUUCAUGAAAAUGCAGUAGAAAAAGACAAAGUACAGAGAAUAACUCAAGAAACUUUUGGAGACUACCCUCAACCACGACUAGAAUUUGCACAGUAUAAGCUCGAAACAAAGUUCAAAAGUGACUUAAAUGGGGGCAUCCUGGCUGACAGGGAAGAACCACUGAGGUGCCUGAUAAAGUUCUCCAGCCCACAUCUUUUGGAAGCUUUGAAAUCCUUAGCACCAGCCGGAAUUGCAGAUGCACCACUCUCUCCACUGCUCACUUGCAUACCCAGCAGGGGAAUGAAUUAUUUUAAAAUUAGAGACAAAUAAGAUCCAUGUGGUUUUGUAAGUGCAGCAGCUCCCUGACUGCACAUAGUACCUACGUAUUUGUUAAUGGCUAUUUGGAGAGCUUCUUUCCAUGAAUUUGUACAGCUUCUUUCUAUGAAUUUGUGUUUUAUAAAUUAAUUAUUGAUAUUAAAAGUUUAGAAACCUUCACAUAAUUGUUGGGACUGUUUCCUCACCGCCAUGUUCUGUGAGGGAUAGCAGCUGUGGGCAUUUGAGAUUCCACAGGAUAUCGAUGGCUCCAGACCUGACCCCGAGUACCAGCAUGCUCUGAGUCAGGCAGGAGGCACGGUGGUGGAGCCUGCUGGCAGUGUCCAGUGUCCUUUCUCCCACUCCGGCCUCUUCUCUAUCCUGGGCAUGUCUGGUUUCAAAUACCAGUGUCCAGAUUUUCUUAUGGGCCUUGAAUCACAUAAAUAAACACCAAGAAACUACACCUGACUAAACUUCUGGGAGAAUCAUAGUCUGUUCAGAGGGGAGAGUUGGGCCCAUGAAGUUGUUAUUGCAAGAGGCUGUUUAUCUGAUAAUUGAGUUAUAUAAAAUCAUUGUUUUGUUGUAAAUAUAACUUUUCAUAAUUUUAUUAUGUGUAACGUUCAAACUGACCAUUAUACUCAUUUGUGAAUAAAGAUAUUAAAAACUUAUUA
Messenger RNA from Oryctolagus cuniculus (rabbit), 2333 nucleotides. RefSeq names its product centromere protein N (gene CENPN). Gene Ontology annotation, cellular component: nucleoplasm. The record is from RefSeq and is a predicted model, not a curated record. Gene Ontology annotation, biological process: chromosome segregation; CENP-A containing chromatin assembly. Lineage: Eukaryota; Metazoa; Chordata; Mammalia; Lagomorpha; Leporidae.